GGCUGCCAUUCGUAAGCUGUACGGUCGUGAUUGUUGAACACCUUCGCGGAGUUUUUUUUUAAUGUCUGCUUGAGCUCCAUUGUGUAUUGAUUGCAAGCGAGAUUAUACUUGUACAAACUAAGAUUAUCGCGUGGUGAAAAGGGAAGUGCAGUUUUGUUGUCAAAUCGGUUGUACUACCGACACGAACAAACACACUCACGCAUUAGUGUCAGCUCAAAGAUACAGGCUCCGUUCCAGUUAAAGGCCGCGAGUGCUGGUGUUGUACCGUCGACACAGCUUCCCGCGAUCGAUUGAUCCUCCGGGCCAGUCAACCACGGCAAACCACACCACCAACAAACCCAUCUCUACCCAGCAGUAUUUUUUGUAAAGUGAUCAAGCUCCGUUAGCACAGAGCACGGUUUGAUUGAUUGUCGAAAGAAGCGGCGCUGUGCACGGGUGCCACGACGGUUACUUCCUUCCGUUUGUGAGAAGGAAAAUAACUGGUCGAAUUGUUCGUUCCGGUGUUUGCAUCAACCUACGGGGCGCUGCAGUCUUGCUGCGUUCGUCCGUACGAAAGAGUGAUAUUUAUUUUUCGUUUGUCAACGCCUUCGACACUUGUGUUUCUGCUUAGUGUGUUGUCCGUUGGUGUGUUUGCGAGCGCGUGAAAAGGAGUAUCGGGAAGACACAUUCGUGUGUGUGUGUGUGCGAUUCGUUUCCGUUUCCGGCGUUGGUCAUCAUUAUGAAUAUGAUGAACAACAGCAGUGGUGAUGAGCAGGUUGAGUGUCCACUGUGUAUGGAGCCGCUAGAGGUGGAUGAUCUGAACUUCUACCCCUGUACCUGUGGAUAUCAGAUCUGUCGCUUUUGUUGGCACCGGAUCCGCACGGACGAGAAUGAGCUGUGUCCGGCGUGCCGGAAGGCGUACCCGGAAAACCCGGCCGACUUUACGCCCCUGUCGCAGGAGCAGAUUGCGGCGUUCAAGGCGGAGAAACGGCAGCGGGACCAGCAGCGGAGAGCGAAGAUUUCCGAAAACCGCAAACACCUCGCUAAUGUAAGGGUGGUGCAGAAGAAUCUGGUGUUUGUCGUGGGGUUGCCACCUAGAUUGGCCGAUCCGGAGAUUCUGAAGAAACAUGAAUACUUCGGAAAGUAUGGUAAGAUCCAUAAAGUGGUCAUCAACCCUAGUACGACGUAUGCUGGCGUGCAGGGUCCUUCGGCGUCGGCGUACGUGACGUACAUCAACAACAACGACGCGCUGAGGGCGAUCCAAAGCGUGAACAACAUCAUGAUCGAUGGGCGACUGAUAAAGACGAGCUUAGGUACGACGAAGUACUGUAGCCACUUUAUGAAAAACCAAACCUGUCCCAAACCGGACUGUAUGUACUUGCACGAACUGGGUGACCAGGAGGCUAGCUUUACGAAGGAGGAGAUGCACCAGGGGAAGCAUCAAGAGUACGAGAAGCGGUUACACGAUGCCAUGCAGGCGCAGUUAGGUCUGACGUCGGCAGCAGGUCAAAAUGGUCACGGUGGUACCGGCAGCAGCAGCGGCGGCAGUAGUAGUACGGCGACGGCGGCAUCCGGUGGUGGUACGGCCACUGCAACCACGGUCGCCGGACUGGUGUCGUCAACGGCGGCGGCAGUGGUGGCGGCGACGGCAACGACGGCAGCGGCAGCCGUUGCAGCAGGAACAACUGCAGGUGCGUCCUCCACGCUGGUGGUAAAUGGCAGCAGUGCGGGUAGUGCGGGUAGUGGUGGUGGUAGUGGUGACAGUGGUAUACCCAGGUCUGGCAGCGGCGGCACUAGCAACACCACCAGCGGCAGCGUCGGCACUAGAGGCACCAGCAAAUCGUCAUCCAGCAGUGAUAUAAAACAGAUUAGCGACAUUACCAAUGGACCGAUACCGAGCAAAGAAGCGUGGCCCAGCUUAUCGACGACGCCGAACGGCGGCAGCGCACACGGCGGCGGAAGUAGCAAUAAGGAGAAUAAGCUUAACGGUAAAACAGCAGUUAACGGGAGUGGUAGCAGCAACAAGGAAAACACGAAUCGAAGCGACCGAAAGCACGAAACGAAAUCUCGCACUAAAGGCGGCAAGAACAAGCAGCCGCAACAGCAGCAGCAGCAGCAACACAAUAACAAAAAUAGUCACGACAAUUCCAGUAAUCAUAAAGAUAGUACAAGUAACGUGACUAGUGCCAAUGGUGUUGUUGCGACUGCGAAGGGAGGCAGUGCGGCGUUGGCGGUGAACGGCAAGUCAAGCAAGGCUUUGGCGGGCAAACAGCAACGGAACGGUACUAACGAUGAACAUGCGCUAGUAAAUGGCAACAGUAAGGAAGCGCAGAACAAUAGCAAAAACCUCAAGCAGCAGCGCGAACGUGAACGGGAGCAGCUGCUUAAGGGUAGCAGUGAUGGCAGUGAGCAGCAGACACAAACCAAGAAGCGAGAAACGAACGGCAUCAGCAAUGGCUCGACGGCGACCAGCAUUAGCAAUGGGAACGCAAAUGGCCAUAUUAUCAAUAACGAUCUGGACGAUGAUGAUGAUGAGCUGGACUUUGAGGAUCUGGACAAUGACGCGCUGUCGUCGGAUAAUGAUGGCAAAACGGAUUCCCCUUCGUUGAGUAGCUCGGCUUCAUCCCGGAACGGUGUUGACAGUGAAACGGCUAGCGGUAAGAGCACACCAGGCGGCUUUGUCGAUACGCUUACCAAUGGUGACAGCAAUGUGAUAAACGCUGUACCCGAGGAUGACGCCGUUGCAAGCACCACGGAUGGAAGCGAAACGAAUGCCAUACCACCUACAACCAUUGUGGCGGUUGCCGGUGAAUCGAAUCGCAACUCCUCAUCACCGUCGUCCAGCUCGUCGAUGGGCGAUGAAAAGGCGGACAGCGAAAGUACUGCACCGGUCGCCUCGUCAUCCUCUACUACAACGUCGUUGUACGGUGGGUUGGAUGAUGGUACGGAAACGAAUGCGGCUGUGAUCAGUGCGUCUAUGGGCAAACUGGCCGUCACGGACACCACUACAAGUAAUGGUGGUAUCAUGAAUCACCAGUUUGCCAAUGAAUUGCUCGAUAUGAGCAACUUGCGAUACAGUAAGCUCGACAGCAUACUGGAUGACAAUAGCAGCUUUUUCUCGUACAAUGCGUUCGAUCGUUACGGCAAGCCGAGCGUGACGGGCACGGACCUGGGUGUGGAUAGUGGUACCGGUCUGCCGAACGUCGGUUUAACUUCUUCACAACUUCCCGAUCUCUUAAGCGGUACAAACGACACAAACGAACAGCACGCAAAGGAGCUGUUGAAAAACAUGGGCAAUUUGCAGCAGCAGCAGCAGCAGCAGCAACAGCAGCAGCAACAUCAGCAUCACCCCCAACACCAACAGCAUCAGCAGCACCAGCAGCAUCAACAGCAUCUGCUACAGCAGGUCGCACGUUUGCAUCAGCUGUCUGCUGGACUGAUCGGCAGUGUUGGCGAGGGUAACAUGAUGGGUGGUGCUGCCGACGAACUCGAUCCGGCACUCAGCAAAUGUUUAUUACGGCAGAAGUACAUGAUGGAGGAUCAGCAGCAGGAAGAGUGGCUUCGUCUGCAACAGCAGCAGCAGCAGCUACAGCAACAGCAAGAGCAACAGAAACGCAACCACCUGAAUAAUGGACUGAAUGGACUACCGCCAUUCCAUAAUUUUAACGAAUUUGGAACAAAUGAUUUUUGGCACAAAACAGUCGCUAUGCGGAAUAACUUCCUCAGCCAGCAGCAGCAGCAGCAGCAACAACAGCAACACCCGCAGCAACAAAGGCUACACACAGACAUGAGCCAAAUGUACGGUAGCGCCAACAUGUCCAAGCUGAACAAGUUCUUCGACUUUCACAAAAACCAACAACAGCAGCAACAACAGCAAUUUUUACUCAAUGGACAAACUUCAAUCCCACAGCAGGCGGUAGAAAUGAACCUGCUAGCGCUAGAAAACAACCGUCUAAACGGCCAUUUCCUCGAACAACACAACGAAAGUUUAUUAAGCUCUCAGCAGCUUCAAAAGCAGCGGCUGUUUAACAUGAACAUGGGCACACACAACCCGUUGAUAAACGGUAGUGAUCGCUCAAUGCAGCAGCAUAAGGGUGCGGUUGCAUUGCAGCAACAACCACAACCCCAAGCUGGUAAUAGAACUCAACAGCAGCAACAGCAACAGCAGCAGCAGUAUCCCCAAAAUCCUACCGUAGACGAUGAGCUUGGGUUCGACCCGUUCCUGGAGACCCAGAAAGCGCUGGCCGAGUUGAUGAACGAUGAAAUGAAUCAGCAGCAACUGCCACCUAGCGGUGCCAACCACAGUAAGCUGCUGGAAAACGUGCAACAACAGCAGCAGCAGCAGCAGCAACAGCAGCAUCAACAACAACAGCAGCAGCAACGUACCCGUAUGCCCCCACCUGGCUUCAACCACAUGAACGCUUUCGGAUUCGGAGUACCACGGGCACAAGGUAGCAAAAUUUUACCAUUCAUGAACGGCGGUUUACAAAUGCCCAACGGGCAGCAACCGCAACAACCGCCACAGAAUGGCAACUGGAAUCAGCAGAUGCAGCAGCAGCAACCGCAAUUCCUAGGAUACCAGCAAAAUGAGCACAUGGCACAAGCUCAACAGCAAAAUGGACUCAACAAAGCAGCAUAUGGCAAUAAUCUCUCCGACUGGACGUCGAUGGAUCCGGCCAUUGUUUCGUAUCGUCAGUUCUCCUUCAUGAACGGUCCCAAUCAACCGGCCGGGGGUGACAUGUUUCUGAAUGCUCAACAGCAACAGCAGCAACAAAUGAGUCAGCAGCCAAAUCUUCAACCUGGACAAGGUUUUGGACACCAUGGUCUCAACUUGCAGUCGAACCUGAUGGGUCAACAACAGCAACAACAACAGCAGCAGCAGCAGCAGCAGCAGCAGCAGCAACAGCAACAACAGCAAGCAAAUCCACAGCUUAACUUUUCUCAUGUCAACAUAAUCAACAACGAGCGAAACGUUUUCAUGUACGAAGUAGCCAACUGCGGUUUCCCGAACGGCUUCGACAAGUACUCGAUCCCAAUGCCACCGGGCUUUCAGAAUAACGUCCCUGGCAACAACAAGCAGAAGACGGAAUGCAUCAACUAAAACUGGCGGCACUAUUAACAGACACACACAGAAACAAAAACGCAAACACAAGUAAUCACACAUUUCCGAUUGACGCCACGGAGCGCGUGGUACGCGUGGUGGUCAGCAUUAUCAACCAGAGGACCACGGUCACAGCUACAUAGCCAGCCUAAGGCGGACGGGGUUUCCUUUGUUUUUCGUAUAAAACAAAACUAGCCAGAGUUACGUUUUCGGUUCGGUGCGUUGUGCGGUCACUUUCCGAAAAAAAGGCAACGUCCAAUAUAAGUAGUUACACAAACUUCCCGCGUUGUUCCCGCGUACAUGGAUAACAAAAAGAGGAAUGGCGGACAGCAAGCAAGAGCGUACAGUGAGUACUCUAGUCUACGACUUCGUUUAUUUGCAGAAAGCAUUAAAACUCGAAAAAUGAUUUAGACUCUAAACAAAACAGGCAAUAGUGGAACUUAAAAACACAUUUACACCCACGCACUCACAUCACUUUACGGGGUUUUAACUUUCGAUUGAAGCUAAAAUGGAGAGGUUAAGAGAUGGACAGAAAGGAAAGGAAUCGUGAACGUAUGGAAUUGGAAAAGUUAAAGCAAAAGCACUAUUAUCCAUUCGGGUAUGGGUCGUCAUCCGUCUUUUUCCAUGCGUAAAGGACAUACUGAUACGAUACGAAACCGGAUGCGCAUGCACUUAACCCCCUUAUAGUGGAUUGUUGCGGUGGAGAAAGCUUUAAAGGCAAACUCGAUGAGACACAUCAGAGGAAGAAAAGCAAAUUAAGAUUUCAAUCGGUGACUCCGAAAACGGCGUAGAAGUAAUUUCUAAUGGUAAUGAUGCGAUUUCCCUUACGGUUCGAAAGGGAUAUUGGGUCAGAAAGUUAGAUUCGGAAGCUUGAUUUGUGGUUUUGGCCGAACCUCCGUGCCGAGAACCAUAAGAAAAAGCUUAUAUCCGCAUUUAGCCCAUUGAGAUUAGGGAAAACGACCAGGAUGAUGAUUUGGAGAGAGUGAUGUGGAGCCGUUGGUUAAAAUACAUACUAUCCACAGUUUUAUCGGAACACGAGUAGUGCUGUUGUGGGAAACACAAAUUCAAACUACAGUACAAAACUGAAAAGCAAACAAUAUUGACCUUUGACAAAGAUUCCAAAGUAAAUUAUACAUAGUAAAUCAAGAAACUAGGCUAACGUAAGGCAUCGAUCGACAUGCCGUGUAUGGCUUUGUACAGAUGCAAAGGCUUCUUAUCGUUUCUUUUGUUUACCGAGGACACGUGAGCUUUCGUUCACAAUCAUUGUCAAUAGAAUAAUCAAACAAUAUAUACAUAACAAUAUGCACAUUAAAUGGUGCAAUUUAAAUGGGUUGUUUGUGCAGUUGGGAAGAAAGACAAAACUUUGCUUUUAUUUCACACAAUGUCUAUUCAUCUAGUAAAGCAAAAAGCACUGUUACACACACAAUGGUUUAUUCGAUCGAAGAGAAAUAAAUGUAAAAUUAAACCACAGUUUUACGAAACAGAAAAAAAGAGAUGAAACAAUCCAUAUAAAUUGCACCCUGUUAGUGAGUUUUGGCUGUAUUUGUGUAUAUCUGUAAAGAUGAAAUGUGUUUCAAACUCAUAAAACAAGAUGAAUUUUUCUGAGUUUACUCACCUGCUUUUAAAAAUUAAUUCGAAAUUUGAAGUUACUCCUAAAAUAUCAGCCAAGAAGCCCUGCGUCUGUACAAAACUAUCACAUGUUCGGUUGAAGCUGCUUACUAACACAUCUUGCCAUAAGUGCUGGACACAGCACCAAUGUAGCAUUUUUUUGUCUCCUUUUGUUCCCGUUGCGUACUGGAAUAAUGGUUGUGUUCCUUUUUAUUAAUCGUAAAUCGAUUGUAAUUUUAACCCCUGUUUGAAAACAGAUAAUUUCGUUUCAGUGCUAUGUAUGAUGUUGAGAUUUUGCUACAGGAAAAAUGAACACAUAAACCCUCAUAAUAGUGAAAACAUCCAACCAGAAAAUUUGCCAAAUGGUGGAUUGAUGCUACAGCAAGCGUAAUCGGGAGUGUGAUGAUGAAAGUAAUAUAUUACUAUACUUCACAAUUAUUAUUGGUUAUUAUUGAUUACUGAAUUUAUAUUACAAAAACAACACAACAUCCCCAACAGUGAACGGGGACAUAUAAGAUCAUCGUGGGUGAAAUCAUAAUAUGAAAUAUAUAUAUAGAGUUAUAUAUAGUUAUAUACGGCAAAACCUCCAUAAUCAACCACUGCUGCAAAGUUGACGUGAAAUGACAAGCAUGGGAUGCGAUCGUACAUCGAAUGAUCGAUGAAAUUGUUUAUAGUUUAACAUCAUCGCUUAGCUGUGCGCCUUGUAUCGAUUAUACAACUGGCAUCUCCAAAUAGGCAAGAGAUCGGCAGUCUCUUCACACAUUCUCCUAGCAAAAAAGCCUGCAGAAUGCGAUCCUCUGUUAGUAGCCGUUGGAUAAACGCUAAACAGUGAUUAAGCGUUCGGAGGGCGAUCGUAUAAGAUCGGUCCGAUCAUGUCGAUAGCAAACGUUAAGGGUGCAAUAUCGUCUCGAUCGCCCUUUUCCUUCCCCUACCAUACUGGUUGGUGAUAUUUGAAGACGUGAGCAGGAUACUUUAAACCGAUGCUUCUAGUUUCCCCUACAAAUUUCUGUCUAACGGAUGUGUGUAUGGUUCUCUCAAAACGGAGCUAAUCUACUAUAUUCGGUGCGUUGAUCGCAUAGGCACGGAACAGAGAAAACUAAAUGCAUUCUAGGCAGUCAGAAGAUUGCUUGACACAGCAGUUUACUCCGCGAAUCGUUUUUCUUGUUGGAACGGCGAAUGUUAUCUGAGAAAGUGUUGAUUCUGCCCAUUAUCUGCUUUGAAAGGAGCAGCAAGAAAGCUCCAUUUGCAAGCACAUACGCUGUAUGCAAAUGGGAAACUAUAAACCACCAAACAUUCUUCCGCUUAAUGCGCGGACAGAACAUGAGCUGCAACGAUGAGACACAUUAUAAAGAAACAAGGCGUGAUUGUACAUUUAUGCUGCUGUUGAAAUGAGCUGUUACACAGAGCUGCAAAACACAAAACACGUGCGAGCGAAUUGCUGAAGUUGGCGCUGCUAAAUGCGAUUAUAAUGAUGAAACACGAUAAUCCUGCUAUCUACUACUACUGCUACUACUACUACUCACCGCACACAAACACACCCCAUAUGAAAUCGAUGUACGAAAAAGGUAUAGUCGCUCACCGCCGGUUCGAUAUUGAUGCAUUUUUAGAAUGAAAAGCUAAACGCAUCGCAAAUGAAAUGAAGAAGAAAGAGGGAGAAUGAUAAACACAGAGGAAACUCAAAACAAAUUGUAGCAAAUUAAACGCAUCGCCGGAGAGUAGCUAAACGUAAUCGUAAUCGUAAACAGAAAAUAUGUCGUGUGAGGGAGGAACGUACGUGUGUGUCGGUCGUGUCGUGCAGGAAGAAAGAAGGAAGCUAGGCAUGUGUCGGUUUGGACCUCAGCGCGAGGUGAAGAAAAGACGAUAUAAACCGAAGUAUAAAGAAGACACAGAGAUAUAAUACAAAAGAAUGACUACAAAAAAGCUGCAAAAUGGAAAAUAUUAUGGCAGAAAACCAUAAAA
Molecule: messenger RNA, 8647 nt
Organism: Anopheles moucheti
Lineage: Eukaryota; Metazoa; Arthropoda; Insecta; Diptera; Culicidae
Gene: Cnot4
Product: neurogenic protein mastermind
Exons: 15
Coding region: 719-5080 (1453 amino acids)
Biological process (GO): protein ubiquitination
Cellular component (GO): CCR4-NOT complex
Molecular function (GO): RNA binding; metal ion binding; ubiquitin-protein transferase activity
Source: RefSeq, a predicted model, not a curated record